Anoplopoma fimbria (sablefish) is the source of this 1767-nucleotide messenger RNA. RefSeq names its product zona pellucida glycoprotein 3d tandem duplicate 2 (gene zp3d.2). Gene Ontology annotation, molecular function: acrosin binding. The transcript has 9 exons. The coding region runs from base 233 to 1672 and encodes 479 amino acids. Gene Ontology annotation, biological process: binding of sperm to zona pellucida; egg coat formation; positive regulation of acrosome reaction. The record is from RefSeq and is a predicted model, not a curated record. NCBI's taxonomy places the organism in Eukaryota, Metazoa, Chordata, Actinopteri, Perciformes, Anoplopomatidae. Gene Ontology annotation, cellular component: extracellular matrix.
AGAAAGGAGUCAUCACUUGUGUUAUUAGUUCCGCUUGUGUUUUCCUUGAGAUAAAAUGUGUUUUAAAUGGUUCACACAGUAAAACAGAAUCAACCUACUUAACAUUUGACUCGUUACACAAUCAUCGGGUUAAAUACAAACACAAUACAUUUGGAUAAUUUAAUUGCAUGAAGUUGUUCUUCAUGAAACCACCGCACCGACCUUGGAGGCUUUAAAACGAACCACCCAGGUGAUGAGAGAAGCUUCCCGGAGGAACACACCGACUCUCCCGCCGCCGUACCUCCACCUCCCCGUGUUUCUGGACUCCAGGCUGCCGCUGGUGGAGAAGGAGCAGUUCUCCCCGUCCAGAGGCACCGGGCUGGAGACGUUACCGGAGCCCGUCCGGGGAGUCCUGCUCCCGGUUCUGGCGAGCACCACUCCGCCCAGAGCUUCGGGUUUUUCCGUCAGGACUUCGUGUGAGCGCAACAAGAUGCUGGUGCAGGUGCGGAGGAGCGUUUUAGGCACCGGUGAACCGGACUCUCAACUCACACUGGGGACAUGCCAAGCCAGUAAAUCCACAAAGGAGUACUUUUAUUUUCAAUAUGACGUCUUCAUGUGUGGAACCAAACGCACGAUAAUUAAUAACCAGGUGGCCUAUUUAAACACGCUAAAAUAUGAUCCACCAAGGAUCCGAGGACCAAUCAGGAGAGCCGUGCCCUUCACCCUGCCUGUUGCAUGUUAUUAUAACAGGUACCAAUACUCCUACAAAAUUGGCUACACACCAAAGAUGCGGCUGCACAGGAUCUUCACACCAUUGAAGAACAGAGCAAAAUUCAUUCUGACUCCUCGAAAUGCUCAGUGGGAAAGGCUUUCGCCGUCAGAUCGGUACGAGCUCGGGACGCCCAUGUACUUUGAGGCAGAGGCUCCGUCCAUGUCCCGAGACAAAAGACUGUACGUCCACUUGUGUUACGUAACUCCCGAGAAGUCCCACACCUCCACGCCUCAGUUUCCAGUUGUGCAAAACUAUGGGUGUAUGGUUGAAAGCAAGGACAGUCGCUCCAGAUACAUCCCAUACAAAAGCAAUGCUGUGAGAUUCUCUGUGGAUGCCUUCUUGUUCAAGGGAAUGAUGGGCCAGCAGCUCUACAUGCACUGCUCCAUGUCUGUGGGAAGCUCUGUCCCGACACCUACGGCAAAGUCCUGCAACUACAACACAAAAACAAAAAGAUGGGUUGAGCUGUAUGGACCAGACUCGGUUUGCACCUGCUGCGACUCCAACUGUAGCUCUGCUGCAUCUACAGGAACCAAAAUAAUCAGCAGCCGGCCGUGGACCAUAGAGUCUAAAGCGAAACCCAACACAACCUCAAAGCGGAAGAAGGUCUCCACCACCACCACAACAACAACAACAACAGCAGCAGCAGCACCAAAAAAACAGUCGACCAGAGAGGUAACUGAGUCGACGACGAAUUCACAGCCUAAAACAAUACCAGAGCAUCUAAUCGGUAAGGUGGAGGACACGCUGCAGGAGUUAGAGUGGCCAUUCGGAGGCGAAGGACUGACGUGGUUUGAGGUGGAGGGUGAGGAAAAGCAGGUGAAAGGCUCUGCUGUUGUGGAGGAGGAGGAGGAGGAGGAGAAAAAGAUGGAGGUCACACAACCUUACACAAUAUUUGAAGAAAUCUUUGAUUUUGAUGAAUAAAGCAGUGCAGUGAUGAAUUCAAUUUGGUUGGCUCAUUACAUGACUCCUCAAUGAGCUCAAAGCAAUAAUCUAGAGGUCGACGGUAAUGAGUUAUA